GAAAAGAGGUAGGAAGAGGAUACUCACUUCCGGUGUAAUCAAAAGAAGAGAUUAUGCUGCCGAGUUAUAUGAAAUAAGGCAUUUAGUAUUUUUUUAUGCUUUGUCAUAUUUUACAUGUAGAAGUGGUCCUCGUCGACAAAAUUUGUCGCGUCUGUUCAUAGCAGCGAUUUACAAGGUUACUUAAAAUGCCGUUAGAAAAUCUGGAAGAAGAGGGCUUGCCUAAAAACCCCGAUCUGAGAAUCGCCCAGCUCAAGUUCUUGCUUACGAUUGAUGAAUGCAGGCAAGAUGUGAAAAUUAAAACGGAGCUUAUGGAGGCGAUCAAACAUAACAGCAUGGCACCUUACUACGAAGUUAUCUGCAAAGAGCUGAAGUGGCAGGUGGACCCCGACCUGUUGAACAAAAUGAAGAAGGAGAAUGAUGAGGUACAGAAGCGCCUGGACGAUGUUUUGGAGGAUGCCGAAAAGAACCUCGGCGAAAGUGAAAUCCGGGACGCUAUGAUGGCCAAAGCCGAAUACCUCAUUCGCAUUGGCGACAAGGAAGGAGCACUGACAGCAUUCAGGAAGACUUAUGACAAAACGGUUGCUCUGGGACAUAGAUUAGAUAUUGUUUUUUACUUGCUGAGAAUUGGGCUGUUUUACAUGGACAGCGAUCUCAUAAUAAUGAAUACUGAAAAAGCAAAAAGUUUAAUAGAGGAAGGCGGUGACUGGGACAGGAGGAACCGUUUGAAAGUAUACCAGGGACUUUACUGUCUGGCCAUCAGGGACUUCAAGGAGGCUGCAGAGCUCUUUCUGGACACCGUGUCCACGUUCACCUCCUAUGAGCUGAUGGACUACAAAACUUUUGUCACAUUCACUGUGUACGUCAGCAUGAUAGCGCUGAAGAGACCGGACCUUCGGGAGAAGGUAAUAAAGGGUGCAGAGAUUUUGGAGGUGCUGCACAGUCUUCCCGGUGUACGUCAGUACCUGUUCUCUCUGUAUGAGUGCAGGUAUUCAGUGUUCUUUCAGUCCCUGGCUGCAGUGGAGCAGGAGAUGAAGAAAAACUGGCUCUUUGCCCCUCAUUACCGCUUCUACGUGCGUGAGAUGCGGAUCCUGGCCUACAGUCAGUUGCUGGAGUCCUACCGCUCCCUGACACUGGGUUACAUGGCCGAGGCCUUUGGCGUUAGCCCGGAGUUUAUUGACCAGGAACUCUCACGAUUUAUUGCAGCCGGUCGACUCCACUGCAAAAUUGAUAAAGUCAAUGAGAUUGUUGAGACAAACAGGCCUGACAGUAAGAACUGGCAGUACCAGGAAACCAUAAAGAAAGGAGAUCUGCUGCUGAACAGAGUCCAAAAGCUAUCCAGAGUCAUCAACAUGUAACCUAGUAUGACUGCUGCUCCUCAAGGUCAGGGGCAGUGCAGACCUCGCGUCCAGGACUGGCUGCCUCCCUGGGGGAGGGUGGGGGCUUCUUAAACUUUAUGUAUAUAAUAAAUAUUUUCCACAAACAGGAA
Molecule: messenger RNA, 1486 nt
Organism: Brienomyrus brachyistius
Lineage: Eukaryota; Metazoa; Chordata; Actinopteri; Osteoglossiformes; Mormyridae
Product: 26S proteasome non-ATPase regulatory subunit 6-like
Exons: 8
Coding region: 186-1355 (389 amino acids)
Biological process (GO): proteasome-mediated ubiquitin-dependent protein catabolic process
Cellular component (GO): proteasome regulatory particle
Molecular function (GO): protein binding
Source: RefSeq, a predicted model, not a curated record